Zymoseptoria tritici IPO323 is the source of this 1581-nucleotide messenger RNA. RefSeq lists its product as uncharacterized. The record is from RefSeq and is a predicted model, not a curated record. Bases 1 to 1581 code for a protein of 526 amino acids. The transcript has 2 exons. Gene Ontology annotation, cellular component: lipid droplet. Lineage: Eukaryota; Fungi; Ascomycota; Dothideomycetes; Mycosphaerellales; Mycosphaerellaceae.
AUGGAGCUUCCACCUCUGGUCGCGAUCUUUCUGGUUGUGUUUGACCAAAGGAAAGGCUACACGAUUACCUGGCAACGCGCUCUCUCCGAUGUCGACCUGGACGGCGUCGAAUACCGAAGCCUGCCCUCUGGCCUACACUCAGUGGACGAAGAUCUAGUGUACUUUCGUCAUGGCGAACACGUGGGUGCAAGCGUGUUCGUGAGAGGAGAAGCCGACGCGGCGCAUCGCAAUGCCAACUUCGCGGCCGUGGGAGUGCUGGUAUCUCAACAUGGAGCAUUGGGACAGGUGUGGCUCCAUGCAGAAGAGCUGAGAAUAUUGGCGAGGAAUGUGGUCGGAGAUGUCAGUGAUACCGGAGCUCUUGAGUCGUUCUGGACAAAGCACAAGAGUCAGGAUACUGGUGGCAGCAGUACGGCUGGGAGUAAGAAGAGGAAGCGUGCACAAUCGGAAGCCACACUGGCUGGACUAAACAACUCUGCGCAAAUAUGGCCCAAGGAUCACCCAGCACUCGCUGCGCCGGAAGUGAUCGAUCUGUUUGGUCCGCUUCUGUUUCCCCUCCACCGAGCAGCUCUUGCGAGGCAGAGAGUGCUGGUGAUGGGCAAUGCUCCUGUGCAGGACGCUGGUAACGUGCUAUACAUGACCUCCGUGCUUUCCACAAUACCUCAUGCACUGCGUGAGAGCCUGCCAGCCGAGGCUGGGUCUCUACUACGACCGUUGCCGCUCUUCAGCGUUGGCAUUCAUGACAUACCGAAUUUGCCGGGCAGUGAAGAUAGCAACGGCUGGCUGGCUCACACUACGGACGAUAUACUCGGUGAGAAGAAAGAGCUGUGGGAUCUGAAGGUCAACCUGCCGUCCCGCCUUGCUCCUGCCCAGCGUUGGCCAGCACUGCAAACUUCGGAUGGGAGAAUAGUGAAGGCUACCCAACGCGACCUGCGGCGAUGGAAACUGUUGCAACGCGAACUUAAGAGAUUGCGAUCCCAGAUCGGUGGAGGAUUCACAGACAGCGGCAGUAUGCGCAGUCAGCCUGACAGUGACCAGAGACCGCUGCUCGAGCGAGGGAACACCACCACCUCCACAUACGAUCUUGGAGUUGCGGAUUGCGGCGACUCAGAAGCCGUUGAAGCGCCCACCUGGACAUCAGUGGCAUAUCGAGGCUUCAUGUGGUGGGCGUCAGCGGGCGAUGCGAGCGCGUGGGAGAAUGAGGAGUCCAAGGCGGACGAGGAGCUACUGUUCGAUAUGCCCGAUCUGGGAGCAUUGUCUCCUGACAGCGGCGAUGGACCCGAAGCUACAGAUGCAGAGUAUGCAAGGGCUGCGGCUACGCUACUUGUUGCAUAUUUCCGAAGAGUCACUGAAGGCAUAUUCCGGACGAUGGCGAGUUCUGUUGAAGAUGCAGACGAUAAUACGGAAGAAGGCGUUGCAGAGGAAGAGAUCUUGCUCAAUGGCGACGAUGUACGGAAUAUGGGACUCGACCCCUGGAGCGCGGCCGACAAAGCCUGGGUGGAAGAUAUGAUGAAGAUCUGGUAUGGCCGGGAUACAAGAGUGUCAGACGGUGGCAUCAUGGUAUGCGGUGUCAAGAUAUGUUGA